Molecule: messenger RNA, 3528 nt
Organism: Calliphora vicina (urban bluebottle blowfly)
Lineage: Eukaryota; Metazoa; Arthropoda; Insecta; Diptera; Calliphoridae
Product: zinc finger protein 624-like
Exons: 7
Coding region: 27-3491 (1154 amino acids)
Cellular component (GO): nucleus
Molecular function (GO): zinc ion binding
Source: RefSeq, a predicted model, not a curated record
UAUAACAAAUUAAUUUACAAUAAAACAUGUUAAAUAUUACUGAAUUAACUUGUCGCGUUUGUUUGGAAGAACAAAAUGUUCUAAUAAACAUCUACGAUGAGUUGGAAGAACUACACACAAACCUUUGUAAUCUCUUAGAAACAUGUGCUGACCUUCAGAUUAAUGAAAACGAUAUUUUCCCUAAAUACUUGUGCGAAGAUUGUACAAGAGAACUAUUAAUAACAUCGAAAUUCCGUGAGAAAUGUGAUAAAUCCAAAGAAAUUCUUCAUGAAAUAUUAGAAAACGCAAAGCUGAUAGAAAUUGAAGAAUCAUCGAACUCAAACGAUAUUAUAGAAUACUGUGCAGAAGAAUUGAAUGAAAUAGACAUAGAGGAUUUCAUAAUUGAAGAACAACCUUUAGAGGCAGAAACAGAAGAAAAUGAUGAAGUAAUUGAGGAUAUAGUAGCUGCAGAGAAGCAGGAUAGUGCUUUAUCCUUAUUAAGAAAAAACAUUAAUGAAGCCCCACACGAAAUACAAUUACUUAAUCACAUGGAACAUGAAAACGUAACAGAGGAGUCUGCAGUAAUACAAGAUAAUUCCGAUAAAUUAAAUUUAGUCACAGAGAACUAUGUGGAGGAACAUGUUAUGCCUGUUAUUGUUUCAUGGGAUAAUUCUGAUGUAGUGGUACAGGAAAAAUCAACAAUUUUAAGUGAACCCAAAACAUUAAGUGAUAAAUUGAAAAAAACUCUUAUUUUUAAAUGUGAUAUAUGUGGCGCCAUAUUUAAACAAGCCAUUAAUUUGCAAAAACAUUUACAGAAAUCACACGAUCCUAUGCAUUGCUUUACCUGUAACAAAUGUGAUCAUUGGUUCUCUUUAGAAACAGAGUUUUACAAACAUGCAGAAACCUGCAAUUAUUUAGAAACAACUGCAGAUGUUAGCACAGAAAAUAAAAAACUGAAAACCGAUAAAAUCUUUUCUCCAGCCUUAGAACAGGAUAACAAUCGUAGAUGUAUAUAUUGUGAACGUGAUUUUCCUACGCCAUUUGCUUUGCGUAUGCAUAUAAGGACACAUACAGGAGAAAGACCAUUUCAAUGUAAAUAUUGUACGAAAUCUUUCAAAACACAAUCACAACUAAAUGUACAUCAUAAAAGGCACACUGGCCAAGCUGAUUAUAUUUGCACGAUUUGUAAUAAAACCUUCUACGAACAGAGUAAUCUCACGGUUCAUAUGCGCUCACACACAGGCGAACGGCCCCAUGUCUGCACGGUUUGCAACAAAACCUUUACCCGUGUCUUUCUGUUGCAAUUUCACAUGAGAACACAUACAGGUGAAAAACCCUAUAAGUGUAGUUAUUGUGAUAAAAGUUUUCGUCAGCAUACAGAUUUACGUAGUCACCUGACCAUACAUACGGGCCAGAAACAACACACUUGUAUUUUAUGCGGCAAAUCUUAUAUAAAACGUUCACAUUUAGUGCAACACAUGCGCAAACAUCAAUUACAUGCCGAUGUUAUGGCGGACGGUGAAGCUGCUCAGUUUGACAACGACCAAAGUACGGAUGAGCUAAGUACAGCUACUAAUACUAUUCAAAAUUAUGUGCAAAAUCCAGAAAUUGUUUAUAGUUUUGAUGAAAUUAUAGAAAGUGAAGAUGUUGUCUCUCAAACGGAUGAGUUUAUAAAAGCCAUGGUGGGCUUAUGUCGUUUAUGCGCCUCCCUACGUAAAAUGGAUGUGUUAUUCUCCAUUAAAGAUGAAUCCAGUGAAAUAUGUGAAAAGUUGCGAAAAUGCUUUCAACUCAAUAUAAAGAUGCAGGAUGCUCUACCAAAAUCUAUAUGCCUAGAAUGUAUAGAAAACUUAAAUAAAUCACAUAAAUUUUAUACAAAAGUUACCGAGGCUCAAGAAACUUUGCAAGCAUUAUAUCCCGACUCCAGCUCACAAGAAGAUAAUAAUAGUCCAAAGGAAAUUGAAUCCGUGCAGCCAUCUCUAGUGGAAACUUUGUCAGCGGUAAAGGAAAAUAGCGCAAAGCGUAGCUCAUCUGUGUUGGAGCGAGAUAAAGUUAAAACUACCGAUGAAAAACCAAAAAUUCUAGCAAAACAAAUCAAAUUAGAAAAAUGUUUGGCAGUAAAAACCAACAAUUCCUUAAAUGAGUGCCAAAAUGAUAAGAGUGGAACGAAAACAAACAAAUUGCGGGAAAACUUUAUAGAAGAUGUAUGUAUAAUGCUGGAUAUGACCAAAGAAGAAGCCAUGCUGGAGAGUUCUUACGAAAUUUUAGAAACUAUAGAAGAAAACGAUGUUGAAGAUUUAACAGAGGAAAGUACAGAGAAAUAUUUUAAUUCUCAAAAUGUUUGUGAGCAGGAAGAAGAACAUUAUGAUGUAGAGGAGAUUACGGCUAAAAACCCUAUAGAUGUUUUAAAUGAUAUUGAAUUACAGGCAACGGAGCUUAACGAAAAACCUGAUGAUAUUGUAGUACCGGAUAAAGGAUUAAAUAUUGAAUUUGAAUAUAUGGAUGAUUAUGAGGACGAAGAGGAAGAUGAUGAUUUAGAUUCUAACUUAGAUAUUAAGCAGUCAAUAAAUGAUGAUCAAGUAAUAAAGCAUCCUCCUGCACAACAAUUAGAUUCUUGGAAACACUAUAAAUAUGUAUGUUUUAUUUGCAACAGCAAUUUUUCCAAUUUUACGCAGUUAUACAGUCACUUUGCACAAGAUCACCAGAAAACACAACAGGAAAAGUUACAAUACAAAUGUUAUGAUUGUCAAAAAGUCAUACCACGUUAUAACUUCUUCCUCAAUCACAUACGUUCCAAACACCAUCCCAAUUUAAAGUUGAGAUGUGAUGUGUGCGAUUUAAGUUGUCAGACCUUUGAGGAGCUUGCGCAUCAUCGCAGUAUUAAAUGUAAAGAAGCGAGCCAGAAUGUACAUACUGUACCAUGUAAUCAGUGUUUCAAAAGUUUUCACAAUGCAUACGGCUUACAAAAACAUUACAAAAUGCAACAUACCCCAAAAGGUAAAUCGAAAUAUCAGUGUAUGGAAUGCAAUAAAGAGUUUCAGUAUAAGAGUUGUUUAAAAGUGCACGAGCAAAUUCACACAGAUAAAAAUACAUACUUCUGCAGCUUUUGUGACAGUACAUUUACCAAUAAAAAUAGCUUAGGAUUACAUCUUUACGUUCAUGUAGAUGAAAACUUAUAUAAAUGCAAUAUAUGUAACAAAAGUUUCAAAACAUUCUUAUCACUCGAUCAACAUCAAGUGAUACACAGCGAAGAAAAACCCUUCAAGUGUGAAUUUUGUGAUAAAAAUUUCCGAAAGAAAAUUCAAAAAAUUGCCCAUGAACGUACACAUACCGGCGAAAUGCCAUUCAGUUGUGGACAAUGUGAUAAACGUUUUCGUUUUCUCAGCGCUCUCAAUGCUCAUAUUAAGAUACAUACUGGCGCUAAACCUUAUUCAUGUGAAUAUUGUGAUAAAACAUUUGCUGAUAGCUCAAAUCGUAAUAAACAUGUUAAACGUAAGCAUGCCAAUGGCUUAUGAGAUGUAAAUAUACAAGACUAAGAGAUAGCAGUGAGAG